Messenger RNA from Daucus carota subsp. sativus, 647 nucleotides. RefSeq names its product transcription initiation factor TFIID subunit 10-like. The record is from RefSeq and is a predicted model, not a curated record. Gene Ontology annotation, cellular component: transcription factor TFIID complex; SAGA complex; nucleus. The transcript has a single exon. NCBI's taxonomy places the organism in Eukaryota, Viridiplantae, Streptophyta, Magnoliopsida, Apiales, Apiaceae. The coding region runs from base 1 to 411 and encodes 136 amino acids. Gene Ontology annotation, molecular function: promoter-specific chromatin binding; RNA polymerase II general transcription initiation factor activity. Gene Ontology annotation, biological process: transcription initiation at RNA polymerase II promoter.
AUGAACCAAAGGCAACAGUUGGAGGAAAACAAACAUGAUGAUGAUGCUGCACUUUCCAAUUUCUUGGCUUCCUUACUGGACUAUACCCCCACUAUACCAGAUGAAUUGGCUGAGCAUUAUCUGGCCAAAGGUGGGUUUCAGUGUCCAGACGUACGACUUGUUAGGUUGGUAGCUGUAGCUACACAGAAGUUCAUUGCAGAUGUUGCUAGUGAUGCUCUUCAGCACUGUAAAGCAAGACAAGCUGCGGUAGUCAAAGAUAAAAGAGACAAGCUUCAAAAGGAUAAACGCCUGACCUUGGCGAUGGAGGACCUUUCGAAAGCGCUGCAAGAGUAUGGUGUGAAUGUCAAGCAUCAGGAGUACUUUGCUGAUAGCCCUUCUGCUGGGUUGGAUGCUGCCUCAAGAGACGAAUGAGAAACUCUACCUAAUUUUUACAUCAUCUGCCUUCAGUAAUUUGGUUGGAAAUGAAUGCGGCAUCAUGGGCAGGUACUGAAAUACUUUGUUUUCUGGACCAUGUCUGUUAUCUCCAAAUUGUAUUUACAUUUUAGUCCAAUUUCUCACCCGAAUGCAAGGAAAACUGUGAAUCAAGAUAUAAUGUUUAGUUGGGUGUUCAUGGAUUCGUAAUUUUAUGUAUUGUGCCUUAUUCUUUA